This is a messenger RNA of Drosophila eugracilis, 2348 nucleotides long. RefSeq names its product V-type proton ATPase catalytic subunit A (gene Vha68-3). Gene Ontology annotation, molecular function: ATP hydrolysis activity; ATP binding; proton-transporting ATPase activity, rotational mechanism. Lineage: Eukaryota; Metazoa; Arthropoda; Insecta; Diptera; Drosophilidae. Gene Ontology annotation, cellular component: proton-transporting V-type ATPase, V1 domain; lysosomal membrane. Gene Ontology annotation, biological process: ATP metabolic process; proton transmembrane transport. The record is from RefSeq and is a predicted model, not a curated record.
AAUUGUAAAUUGUAUAUGUUAUUUUGAUCAAAAUGGAUAAAGACAGGAAGCCUUGGAUUGCACCGCUAACCUCGAAUACCAACAGUAGUGAUGAUAGCAACCAUUCCACCCCUAGGGGUUCCGACUCACCGAGCCAAGAAAGUCAAUCAAAACCUAUGCCGACGAGCUCGGCUAAGAAGUGUACCUGCCAUACCUGCACCUGUAAGCGACCAGAGGCCAAACUUGGCGCCGCAAUCUCUCCCAUCCAAAUUCGCCAAACUGCGACCGAAUCCAAUGACCAGGACUUGAAAGAAUCGGAACGCGCACCAUCGAUUCGGCUGUCUAAUCAAUCCGCUAAGAACACGCGCAUAUCAUUGGACCCUUCUAAACUUGAUGAUUCCCAUUUGGGUAUGGAGGAGGUGAUGGAUACUCAUCACUAUUCAUUUGACGAGGAAGAAGAUGUACUGCACAUGGGUCGAAUCUUUGGAGUUUCCGGUCCAGUGGUGAAUGCCGAGGAAAUGGCCGGGGCCGCUAUGUACGAAUUGGUUCGGGUGGGUCACUCCCAGCUGGUGGGUGAGAUCAUUCGCCUCGAGGGCGACAUGGCCACCAUCCAAGUAUACGAGGAUACGUCAGGCGUAAGUGUCGGAGAUCCUGUCUUUCAGACGGGCAAACCCCUUUCUGUGGAACUGGGUCCUGGUAUCAUGGGCAGUAUAUUCGAUGGAAUCCAGAGACCCUUGCGAACGAUAAGUGAACUGACCAAUUCCAUUUACGUGCCCAAAGGCAUCGAUAUACCCUCCCUGCCGAGAGACAUAUCGUAUGCAUAUACCCCCGGGAAAAUCAAGAUCGAAGAUUUGAUCACCGGUGGUGAUAUUUACGGCUCGGUUUUUGAGAACAGCAUGAUGUCUGAUCACCGGCUGAUGUUACCUCCGCGGUGCAAUGGUCGUGUCAAGUGGUUAGCUCCUGCUGGUAACUACUGCGUGGACGACGUGAUCAUAGAGACCGAGUUCAACGACGAGAUCACACGGCAUACAAUGCUCCAGGUUUGGCCAGUACGCAAGUGUCGUCCAGUGGAAGACAAGCUGCCCAGCACUUCUCCACUCCUGACAGGCCAGCGGGUCCUGGAUGCCUUUUUUCCAUGUGUCCAGGGCGGAACAACCGCCAUUCCGGGCGCCUUUGGCUGUGGAAAGACUGUCAUCUCGCAGUCCCUGUCUAAGUACUCCAACUCCGAUGUCAUUAUCUACGUUGGCUGCGGUGAGAGAGGCAAUGAAAUGUCCGAGGUACUUCGGGAUUUCCCACAACUGGAGAUUGAUGUCAACGGAACCAUGGAGUCAAUAAUGAAGCGCACCGCCUUGGUGGCCAAUACCUCCAAUAUGCCUGUGGCUGCCCGAGAAGCCUCCAUCUACACGGGCAUCACCCUCUCGGAAUACUUCCGUGACAUGGGUUACCACGUGUCCAUGAUGGCAGACUCUACAUCUCGAUGGGCGGAGGCGCUACGUGAGAUCUCAGGACGUCUGGCGGAGAUGCCUGCCGAUGCUGGCUAUCCCGCGUAUCUCGGAGCCCGAUUGGCCUCUUUUUACGAGAGAGCCGGUCUGGUCAAGUGCCUGGGUAGCCCCGAGCGUGAGGGAUCCGUGUCCAUUGUGGGAGCAGUGUCGCCUCCUGGUGGUGAUUUCUCUGACCCCGUGACCUCCGCCACUCUGAGCAUUGUUCAGGUCUUUUGGGGAUUGGACAAGAAGCUGGCCCAAAGGAAGCACUUCCCAUCUGUGAAUUGGUUGCAAUCCUAUUCCAAGUACAUGCGCACACUAGACGUAUAUUAUGAGGAGCCCAAUCCAGAAUUCACAAAGUUGCGAGCAAAGGCCAAAAAGGUGCUGCAGGAGGAGGAUGACCUGGCGGAAAUCGUCCAGCUAGUGGGAAAGUCGUCAUUGAACGAAGAGGACAAGAUAACCCUUGAGACGGCCAAAAUGAUAAAGGACGAUUUCCUGCAGCAAAACUCCUACAGUCAAUACGACGCCUACUGUCCCUUCUUCAAGACCAUCGGUAUGCUCAAAAACAUGAUGGCGUUUCACGAGGCAGCGAUCACGGCAGUCCAGAAUACCGCCGAAUACGAUUCUCGGGUCACCUGGGGAUUAAUCCGAACACAGGCUGCCAACGUUCUAUACGAGCUCUCCACCAUGAAGUUCAUUGAUCCCAAGCUGGGCGAAACGGCUGUUCUUGAGGCCUUGGACAAAAUCCAUGAUAAUAUCAUUGCAACGUUUCGGUACCUAGAGGAGAAUGUCGAGGAAUUAUAAUGGUGAUACAAAUUUUCGAUUUACUAAUGCCAAAAUUACUUGUGUAUAAAAAUUUUAAAAAGUUUUUAGAAAGUAUUUUUAUUU